Molecule: messenger RNA, 1308 nt
Organism: Aptenodytes forsteri (emperor penguin)
Lineage: Eukaryota; Metazoa; Chordata; Aves; Sphenisciformes; Spheniscidae
Gene: PIF1
Product: PIF1 5'-to-3' DNA helicase
Biological process (GO): telomere maintenance; DNA repair
Molecular function (GO): DNA helicase activity
Source: RefSeq, a predicted model, not a curated record
AUGGCCCCGCCGGGCUACGCGGCGUCCCGUCGCCUGGCAGCGGCUCACGUGGUCCCCCAUGAGGCUGCUGAUUGGCCCGGGACUGGGAAGUCGUUCCUGCUGAAGAAGAUCGUGGGCUCCCUCCCUCCAAAGAGCACCUAUGCUACAGCCAGCACGGGAGUGGGUUGCCACGUCGGUGGCACCACUCUCCAUGCCUUCGCAGGGAUCGGCUCUGGGAGGGCACCACUGGAACAGUGUAUUCAGCUGGCGGAGAGGCCUGGGGUGCGCCAGCACUGGCUGGCCUGUCAGCACUUAAUUAUCGAUGAGAUCUCGAUGGUGGAUGGCAAGUUCUUUGACAGGCUGGAGGCAGUGGCGAGGGCAGUCAGAAAACGGGAUGAGCCUUUUGGAGGAAUUCAGCUAAUCAUCUGUGGGGACUUCUUGCAGCUACCCCCAGUCUGCAAGGCUAAUGAAGAAACCAAGUUCUGCUUCCAGGCAAAAAGCUGGAGGAAAUGCAUCCACAUAAACAUGGAGCUGACUGAAGUGCGGAGACAGACCGACAAGACCUUUGUCUCACUCCUGAGUGCAGUCCGUUUAGGCAGGUGCACAGAGGAGGUUACCAGACUGCUGACACAGACUGCUGCUAACAGGUCUGAGCAUAAUGGGAUCCUGGCUACGCGGCUCUGCACCCAUAAAGAUGAUGUAGAAAUAACCAAUGAGAGACGCUUACAACAGCUAUCAGGAGAAGUGCACGCUUUUGAGGCUUUGGACAGUGACCCAAUGCUAGUGAAGUUAAUUGAUGCUCAGUGUCCUGUGGGUGGUAGAGUUGAGCUAAAGCUUGGAGCUCAGGUGAUGCUAACUAAGAAUCUGGAUGUGUCUCAAGGGCUGGUGAAUGGGGCGCGAGGAGUUGUUGUAGGAUUUGAAAGUGAACAGAAGGGGCUGCCUAAGGUGAGGUUUCUCUGCGGGGUCACACAGGUCAUCAAAAUGGAGAAAUGGGUCUUCAAAGGGCCAUCGGGAGUUCAUCUGAGUCGUCAACAGCUGCCUUUAAAAUUGGCAUGGGCCAUUUCCAUUCACAAGAGUCAGGGCAUGUCUUUAGAUUGUGUGGAAAUCUCCCUGUCUCGUGUCUUUGAAAGUGGGCAGGCUUAUGUAGCCCUCUCCCGAGCCCGUAGCCUUGCAGGUCUCCGUGUUCUGGAUUUUGAUCCGAAAGUAGUGAGAGCUGAUCCUUCUGUGUUGCAGUUCUAUAGACAGCUGAGAUAUCAUCAACUUCUAACCCAGGAUUCACUACACACCCAUUCAGGUGCUGAUGAGAAGGAGAACUGGAAAUGCAGCUGA